Molecule: messenger RNA, 2135 nt
Organism: Acanthochromis polyacanthus (spiny chromis)
Lineage: Eukaryota; Metazoa; Chordata; Actinopteri; Pomacentridae
Exons: 4
Coding region: 531-1793 (420 amino acids)
Molecular function (GO): nucleic acid binding
Source: RefSeq, a predicted model, not a curated record
GUGUUUAAUGUCACAACGUCUAGUUUUUUAUGUGUUAUCUGGUUAGGCCAUAUAGCCCCAGGUUUGAAGUUGAACUGGAGGAUGCCGGUGUGUUGUUAGCUUCGGCUAACGAGAGGACAAUCGAGUUUGGUAACUUUACUCCAAUAUGCAGCAAGACACAGUUACAUGUACCACCGCACGCUCUCACUCCAGAACAGUGUCUACCCCAGACAAACACACAGAUUCGGUCCUGGCUAGAUUUGCGCCCCGGGCGAACCAUCCUUUGCCGCCGGCGCCUGUCCGCCCGAGCGGACAGAAUGAAUGAGUCCGGAAAGAAAACAACUGACGGCCACAUUGUUCCGGCAGCUUAUUACUGUUGUUGUUGUUGUUUUUAUCAUUAAUAAUCAUGCUAACAAUAAUCUAAGGCGUGGGUAACAAUAGUUAUUUGGAUGAAUGUGAAGUUGAAGCUGUAUGAGGUGGCCCGGGACUUUUGAGAAAGUACCCGAUUGAAUCUUAAACUUUACUGUCUUUGCUUUGUCAUUUACCAGGUUAUGUUUUGUCCAUUCUGUGGGGUGAACCUUCCAUCCGUCCUGGUAUAUUGUGGCUCAUGCUGUAGAAAUGUCAGUUUCCUAAGGAGUCUUCAAGAUGAAGGUCCUGAAGCUACUUCAGUGGAUGAACUUAUCCAAAAUUAUUUCAUGGAGGGCCAUAGUUAUGAAAUAAUAGUCGACUUACUGAAAACCAAACACAACAUAUCAGUCAGUCUUCGCAGUCUAGAAAGAAGACUAAAAGAUGCAGGCCUGACCAGAAGGAUCAACUACACUCCAAUUGCUACUGUGCGGGCAGCUAUUUCCGAGGAGCUAAAGGGAUCAGGCCAGCUUUUAGGGUAUAGAGCAAUGUGGCAGAUUCUGAAACAAAAACACUCUUUUGUCGUCAGACGAGACGAUGUGAUGCGCCUAAUGGCAGAGCUGGAUCCGUGUGGAACAGAGAAUCGCAGCAGACGUAAAUUUGUUCGAAGGGCAUAUCAUUCAAUGGGACCAAACGAAACCUGGCACAUUGAUGGAUAUGAUAAAUUAAAACCUUUUGGAAUUGCCAUAAGUGGUUGCAUUGAUGGCUUCUCCAGAAAAAUUAUGUGGCUGAAUUGUGGAAAGACCAACAACAACCCUUCAGUAAUUGCUCAAUACUAUAUCAACUGUGUAGUUGAGCAUGGAGUUUUUCCAAAGCGGCUCCGCACAGAUUGCGGCACUGAAAAUGGAAUAAUGGCUGCCCUUCACUGUACCUUGAGAUCAGAGCAUACAGACGAGUUUGCAGGAGCUAAAAGCCACAUGUAUGGCACUUCAACAUCCAACCAGCGGAUUGAAAGCUGGUGGUCCUACUUCCGGAAACAAAGGAGCCAAUUUUGGAUGGAUCUGUUCAGUGACUUGAGGGAGAGGCAUCUCUUCAAUGGCAGCCCUGCACACACAAAGUUGGUACAAUACUGCUUCCUGGGAGUCCUGCAGAAAGAGCUGGAUGAAUACAAGCUCUACUGGAAUACUCACACCAUUCGUCCUGUUCACCAAUCCCGGUGCCCAUCUGGUAAACCAGAGGCAAUGUAUCACAUACCUCAAAGAUUUGAUGGGACCAAUUGUGGCUUCCCGGCAUCUGCCGAAACCCUGACUGACAUUACCAGCAUCAUGCCAGUGCCAGCAACUCCUGGUGGGGAUGAGCAUGAAACUCUCUUUGGAGAACUGCAACAACAGAGUGGUCUGAGAGCUCCCUUGCAGUGGGAAUCAGCUGUAGAGAACUAUAUCACCCUGAAAAACAUGGCUGGUUUGUAAAACUUUUAGGGACAUACACUGCCUGGCCAGAAAAAAGCCGCCACCCACAAAAAAAAGGUCACACACUCAUUAUUUUGUUGGACUGCAAAAACAAACAGGCUAACAUCUUUUCCAUGACCAUGGGAUGUGUCUUUCGACAUGGUUGUUUCAGAAAUGAGAAGCAACUCAUUGCACCAGUUGGGGUUUGUUUGUGACAAAUAAAGGCCUGGAAUCCUUGAACCCUUCACAUUUCUUUUUUAAUGUCUUUGAAUCUACCUUCUUGGCAGUGAUGUUCUUCCGCUAAUUCACAGUUUCUGCAUUUUAACUAUUGUAAUAAAAUAUCUUUUUCAUUUACACAGUGCA